UAAACAUCUUUCAUAAUGCAAGAGCUUUAAUAAAAUUAAUUUUUUUAAGGAAAUAAGGACUCUUACUUUAUUUUGGGUAAGAUUAAUGAAGGCGCUAUUUCUGAAGUUUAUAAAGCUUAAGCUCAAUCAACAUAGGAAUUUGUUGCCAUUAAAAUCCUGAAUCGUUUUAGAAGAAUGGAUAACAUGCCUAACAUUUAUUUUGAGAACGAAAUCGAGAUUACUUAAAAAUUAGCUAACAUGGAUUAUAAAAGUGCUAAUAUUGCUAAUAUAAUUGAAGUUUUUACAAUUAAUUAAGGGUAGUCUUACAUGAUAGUUUAGGAGUAUUGUCAAUAUGGAGAUUUAUACUAAAAUAUGUUUGUAAAUUAAGGAAAACUAGAUGAAAGGACUAAGCUUAUUUACUGUAUACUAAUAUGUGAAGGAUUAGUUUACUUACAUAAUAAUAAUAUAGUUCACAGAGAUCUAAAACCAGAAAAUAUUAUGAUAGCAUAUCAAAAUAAUUAAUAUAGAUUAAAAAUUACUGAUUAUGGCUUGUGCAAGUAAGGCGAAGAACUUUUCAAUUCAUUUGUUGGAACAAUUACAUACAUGGCACCAGAAAUAUUACUGAAUUAGUAAUAUACUAAAAAAGUUGAUAUUUGGAGCAUGGGUUGCAUCAUGGAUGAAAUUGUUAGAGAAACUACUACUUUUGAUGGUGAAUCAUUUUAGCAAAUACAAAAUGAUAUAAUCAACUAUAGAGGAUAUACAUAUAAUAAUUUUCUAAGCUAAAUUAUAUAAAAAUGUUUGGUAGUUGAUCCAAAAAAUAGAAUUGAUUCAACUUAACUGCAGUAAGAGCUACGCUAAUUGCUAAAUCAAUUUGAAAAUCGAUAUAUUAACCAUAAAUGUUAGCAACAGUAUUAUAAAGAGAAAUAAAUAGUGUAAGAUGCUCAUAAGUAAAGUAUAGAUGAACUCGAAAGCAAAAUUUAAAUACCACUCUAAAGCUAGAUUUAAGACUCAUAACUAUUAUCAAAAUUAAAUAAUAAAAAGUAUUAAGUAUCUAAAAUUUAAUAUUAAGGUAACUAAUCUGCUCUGAUAAAAAAUAAUUUAUAAAGUAAAUAAAAUUUUUAAUUUCAUACUUUCUACUCACAAAUACAUUCUAAUUAUGAGAAAAACACAGACAAUAAAUUUGAAAAUUAAGCUGAUUAAUAAAAAUUGAUUUAAGAGCUAGAUAUCAAAACACAAAUUUAAUAAAAGGAUAACUUAUAAUUAUAGAGUAAUAUUUAAGAUUAAUUCUAAGAAUAAAAUUAAAAAAUUGAAAAUUAUUAUCCUUAAAAUUAAUUUAACCAAUAAUAAAUAGAAUUUUAUUAAAAUUAAAAUAAUAACUCUAAUACUAAUCAUUUAAGUUUGGUUGUGAAUGAUUUUGACAAUAAAUUAAAUUUUACUGAAUAAAAUUGCUAUAAAAUAGAUAUCUAAAACAAAACCAAUUAAGUUAGUAUUGGUAAUUAGUUAAAAUCUUAAGAUGAAUAGUGUGAGGAAAAGUUAUUAUGUAAAUUACAAAUAAACUAAAAUGAUUAGAAUAAUUAAAAUUAAAAUGAUUAUUUUUAUUCAUCAGUUUAAGAUUAAAUUUAGAUGUCUAAUUGUGAAAAUAAUAAUUUCUAUUAAGCUUAAAUUUAAGUCUAACCAAUGCACAAAGAAUAAGAGUUAGAAAACAACAAAAGCGAAUAAGUCAAAUAAUUGAAUAAUAAAGAUAAUUAUUAACCAAAUAAUAAUUACUAACCUUAAUAAAUAAAUGAAAACGAAUCUAUUUAGAAUAAUUAUUAUUAUAAUCCUUAAUCUAACUCAUUUGUUUAAAAUUAAAGUAAGAUAGAUCAUUAUUAAAAUUAAGAUUUUUAUUUCUCCAGCAAAGUAAUUAUUAAUUAAAAGGAUUACCAAAAAAAUGAAUUAUAAUAAAAAAAUGAAGAUUCUAUAAAUUAAUUUAAAGAAAUAACAUAUACUGAAUAUAUUAAUGAAAGAUAUAAAUAAUUCGCUUAAAAAUACUAAAUAGGUAGUUAUUAAAAUAACUAAUAAGCUAGUUAAUAAAAUUAAGAUUUAAAAAUUGAAGAUACAUUCAGUAAGACCAAUGAUAAAUUUAAAGAAGUAUCUAUAAAUCUAGUAUUUAUUUCCAAAAAUAAAGCUGAGUUCUAUAUAAAUCUAGUAAAAUACCUAAUUUUUGUUCAUUUUUUAUCAUUAGAAGUUGAUGGAAAGACAUAUUUAUUAGAAAAAAUUUUAAAUACAAUAAUGAUGAACAUGGAUAAUAUUUAAAAUGAAUAUUAUUAAAAAAUAAAUGAAUAAGGUGAAAUUUGUUUCUAAAAAAAAUUACAAAAUUUAAAUUAUUUCAUUUCAUUUUUACAUGAGCUUUAUAAAAGUAACCAAUAGUCUUUAGUAUCUUUUUGUUAUGCUGUGGUAUGUAAAUAAUUUUACUCUGAUACUUUUGAAGAGAUCGGAAAAUCUCUCUUUGAAAACUUAGAAAAUGAAAAAAAAGAUAUAGGUAUAAACAAAUCUGGAUCCUCUUUCAUUUAUGAAUCAGAUUUUUUUGAUUACUUAUUGGAAGAAGAUAAUUAAAAUUUAUAUUUUUAAAAGUUAAACUAUUUUUAAAGUAAAAAUAAAGAAUAUUUUAUAGCUUUUACUAAAGUAGAAUAUGCCAUUUAUAAAUAAAUAAAAUAAAUAAUGAAUAUCGAUAUAAAUUCAUGA
This is a messenger RNA of Tetrahymena thermophila SB210, 2703 nucleotides long. RefSeq names its product Serine/Threonine kinase domain protein. Lineage: Eukaryota; Ciliophora; Oligohymenophorea; Hymenostomatida; Tetrahymenidae. The transcript is spliced from 2 exons. Gene Ontology annotation, biological process: protein phosphorylation. The record is from RefSeq and is a predicted model, not a curated record. Gene Ontology annotation, molecular function: protein kinase activity; ATP binding.